Molecule: messenger RNA, 3128 nt
Organism: Nomascus leucogenys (northern white-cheeked gibbon)
Lineage: Eukaryota; Metazoa; Chordata; Mammalia; Primates; Hylobatidae
Gene: PRSS47
Product: putative serine protease 47
Biological process (GO): proteolysis
Molecular function (GO): serine-type endopeptidase activity
Source: RefSeq, a predicted model, not a curated record
CUGGAAGGUAAAAAGUGACUGGUUGGUAGAAGUCGGAGUGAAUGGAAGACGAGUACUUGUAAGCCUGGAGGAUUCCUAAAACCAACCCUCAGCAUGGCUCCAGGAGGGUGGACAUUGAAACUGCUCUCAGCGCGCACAGUUGUGCAGUGGAGCUGUGCUGCCAACUCAGACCUGGGGACUGGUGUCAUCUCCACAGUUAUGGAAACAGGUGGCUCCAGAGAGGACAUCAAGCAAGUGUGUGGGAAGCCUAACGUGGUGGGGAAGAUCUAUGGUGGCCGGGACGCAGCAGCGGGCCAGUGGCCAUGGCAGGCCAGCCUGCUCUACCGGGGCUCGCACCUCUGUGGAGCUGUCCUUAUCAACUCCCGCUGGCUGGUGUCGACGGCCCACUGCUUUCUCAACAAAUCCCAGGCCCCGGAGAACUAUCAGGUUCUGUUGGGAAACACCCAACUGUAUCAUCAAACCCAGCACACCCAGAAGAUGUCUGUGCACCAGAUCAUCACCCAUCCAGACUUUGAGAAGCUCCACCCCUUUGGGAGUGACAUUGCCAUGUUGCAGCUGCACCUGCCUGUGAAGUUCACUUCCUACAUUGUCCCUGUCUGCCUCCCAUCCCGGGACAUGCACCUGCCCUGUAACGUGUCCUGUUGGAUAACCGGCUGGGGAAUGCUCACCGAAGACCUGCAACUGUCACCACCCUUCUAUCUCCAGGAGGGCAAGGUGGACCUCAUUGAGAACACACUCUGUAAUACCUUAUAUGGGCAAAGAACUGGCAAAGGCAAGACCUACGCUGUGCAUGAGGAGAUGCUGUGUGUGGGGGACUUCUCGACAGGAAAGUCCAUCUGCAAAGGUGAUUCCGGGGGGCCUCUAGUCUGUUACCUCCCCAGUGCCUGGGUCCUGGUGGGGCUGGCCAGCUGGGGCCUGGACUGCCGGCAUCCUGCCUACCCCAGCAUCUUCACCAGGGUCACCUACUUCACCAACUGGAUCGACGAAAUCAUGAGGCUCACUCCUCUUUUUGACCCCACGAUGGUUCCUCACACCGGCUCUCCACCCAAGCCUCUGAGGGCUGCUGGCCUGCCUGGGCCCUGCGCAGCCCUUGUGCUGCCACAGACCUGGCUCCUGCUGCCACUUACCCUCAGGGCCCCAUGGCAGACCCUGUGAUGACCACAGAGCCCCUCGACCCCUUCUCUCUGCUCAGGCCUAGGUGUCCAUGCUGGACCCUCCCUCCCCCUAGCCCACUGUCCCUCUAAAUGGUUCCUAAUCCUGGCUUUUCUGCCUAUCAACUGCCAUUCCCCAAACCAAGCUUGGGCAACACAAAACCAAACCCAAUAAGAGAGUCAUCUGCUCUUCCUCCACCCCGCACGGCCCUCCCAGGCCCCUCCUGCUCCUUAGUGCUUGCCCUUUCCAUAGGAUUCAUUGUCUGACUCCCAGGGCAGGAACCUGGGACCUCACAGAGAGAAUCUCAACAGUGGGCUCCUAGGAGGAAAGCAGGGGUAGGGGGGAUACUAGGGGUGCUGAGGGAGCUGAGGCCACCAGCUGGCAGGGAGCAGGAUCAGUCUGCACUCAACAUUGCUCCUGCCACAGGAAGCACCCAGGCUUUCAGAGGAGCUGAAACUACACCUGGUGUCCACAGUGCCAGGGAGCAAGGGCUUCUCUGAAGUAGAGGAACAGUGCUCCUGGGGCAUGGAGGAAGGAGGUUCGACUCCCAGUGGAGACGGAAAAAGGGAAGUGGCUGGUGCACAAAGUAAUGGAGCAGGAUUGGGGAACAGGAUCCCAGCCAUGAGAAGAGGGUUCCAGCCUGCAGCUAGAGUGCUUUCAAAACAUGAGGGUCUGGGAAAGACUGACAGAAGCAGAUGGAGGAGGGUCCUGAUGGCCAGGCCAAAACCUGAGGUUUAGGUCAGCCAUGCUCAGAUCAGAGCUCUGCGCCUAAGGACAAUUCCUGCCCCUCCUCACCUGUCCCCAUAGGCCCUGCUUUCCCCAAGUCUGCAGGCACCUGACCCACUGCCCAUCCCCAAAGCCCCCAAUCCUGCAUAAACAUGCUCCCUCCUGUCUAAGGCCCUUGGCCAACCCUGCCCAAAGAAGUCUGCACUCCUCCAGCUGGUAGAGCCUGGUAUGACCUUAUCUACUUAGCUGACGCAGGAUUUAGCGCCCCAGCAAUAAGCCUCAAAAUAGUGUUCUGGGCCAUCCUUCCUGCAAGCCUGCUGGACACAGCCCUGUGCAGCCAGCAGGACUCCUAAAGGCCUCUCAGCACAGCCUACCCCCAGCCUUCAGAGACCACGAGAAAACAGGAGAGCUCCCAUUUAGCACAUGUCCGUAUGGACAAGGCGCCAUCCAAAAGGUUCAGUGCACAUCGUCCCCAGUCUUGGUAUUGGCCACAUUUCCUGUACCCUCGCAGGCAAGGGGCACAGAUGCACUCACAUGCAUGUCAACACCAGGACCUCACUGGCUUAAACCCUCUACUACUCAUGCAGGAAUUCUCACCCCAAAAUAAUAUUGUGAGGCCUGAAGAAAGUGUCUUCCCAGUAUCCACUCCUGUAGGGGUAUUUCCAGCAGUCCCUGCCUCUGACCAGAGCUCCGCCACUGAGGUACUGCUAUGCCUAGUAAUAUGUCCACUACUAGUGUCCAGCCUUAGAGCUCAGCGGUCUCCACAGAAAGUGUUCCCUCCCCUGGUGGUAAGCUCAGUUAUGGGGUCUCAGAGCAGGGCUGCUCAGGACUCUUGAGAGGUCAGUGAGUUACCAAGACAGCAUGUGCUCCAUGCAUGUUCUCCACAAGGUCAGGGGAGCUUGGGCAGUUCUGUUUAGAGUAUUAGCCACUCCACUGUCCCCAGAGCCACUAUUCUCUUUUGUGGCAGCCACAGGCUGGCUGUGUCCUGAGGGCCUGCCUGUUAUACACCUUAUGCCAGGGGUUAGGUGAUUUCCUGUCCUCCCGGAUGCUCUCAGGCCUCUAAACCAAAGGGUGGGGAUACAUACCUAGUCCACAUGACACAUCAAACAAAUCUCAGUUCCCGCACAGUUAGUUUCCCUGUUACUUGAAACCAACGUAAGUGCUCAGUAUCCUUAUCCUGGUUGAGUUUAUUUUUAAAGAUAAACUGCAGCCUAUUAGGGUUGAGUAGCUUUUUUUUGCUUUUUUUUUUU